Molecule: messenger RNA, 636 nt
Organism: Entamoeba dispar SAW760
Lineage: Eukaryota; Evosea; Mastigamoebida; Endamoebidae
Exons: 1
Coding region: 1-636 (211 amino acids)
Source: RefSeq, a predicted model, not a curated record
AUGAACUCAUUAACAUUGAUGGAAUUCUUUGAUAUUACAUCAAUCCAAAGUGAAAAUGAAAUGUAUCAAAUUAGAGUUAGAAUAAAAGAAGGGUGUAGAUGGAAAAAAGGAUACAAGUUAGUAUGUUGUGCAACAAAAAGGAAAAGUAAUUUAUAUUCGGCUAUAGUAAUAAUAAAUGAUAAUCAAACAGAAUACUUUUUUGAUAAAUUAUUGCCAAAUGGAAUUUAUGAUUUUCAUUUAUUAAAUAUGAAAGAUGAAAGGGUCAAUGACAUCAAAUCUAUUGAGCAUUUUGUUAUUGGGACUGAAAUUGAAAUCUUAACAGAAAUAGAUGAUGAAAAUGAUAUUUUAAUAAAAUUACAAGAACCUGCUACAAAAGAUGAUUUAUAUGGAGUUUAUGUUGUUGAGCAAGAAGAAAGUAAAGAAAAAUUUCUUAUUGGAAUGAAACAAUUGGAAGUUAUAGGAGAAGGUGUCAUUGAAAGAUACAUUACUAUUGAUAAAACUUUAUUAAAAAAAGGAAUUAAUUAUGAGGUUAGAGUAUUUAAAAGUAAUUAUAAAGUAAAAUGGUCUUGGAUUAAUAUUUUUAGUGAUGAAGCAUAUAUUUGUAGUGGUAUCUCAAAUACAUUUCAUUGUAAUUGA